Sinocyclocheilus grahami is the source of this 3632-nucleotide messenger RNA. RefSeq names its product KN motif and ankyrin repeat domain-containing protein 3-like. The transcript is spliced from 11 exons. Lineage: Eukaryota; Metazoa; Chordata; Actinopteri; Cypriniformes; Cyprinidae. Bases 249 to 3044 code for a protein of 931 amino acids. Gene Ontology annotation, biological process: negative regulation of actin filament polymerization. Gene Ontology annotation, molecular function: protein binding. Gene Ontology annotation, cellular component: cytoskeleton; cytoplasm. The record is from RefSeq and is a predicted model, not a curated record.
CAGAAGAGCCCGAGCGACACAGUUCAACGCAGUAUUUCAGCAGAUCCCGCCACACACCGUUCAUAAUCCGUUCAUAAUAUACUACCGCAAUGAACGGUAACUAUGCUCGUAUGACGGCUGAAUAUAAAUCAGCGCAUAUCCGGAUUAUUAUAGCCUAACGCAAAGAAAAGAAAAGAAAGAAAGUAGCAAACGUCACCAUAAGGGUGUGCUGAUUUGUCUUUUGGAGGGGCAGCACAAGGCUCCAUAAAAUGACCCAGUCUGUGCAUAUUACCUCCAAACUGCCAAAUCUGAGUGCCCCUUUUCAUGGCUCUACUGAGGAAGAAACAGAUCAAGGUGGCUCCUAUUCAGUACAGACACCCUACGGAUUCCAGCUGGACCUUGAUUUUCUCAAGUAUGUUGAGGAAAUAGAGAGUGGACACAACAUUCGGAGGGCUAAUGUGAACCCUCGGAGGGGAUCCCGGGGUGACCGUGGGUAUCAGAGGAAUUUAAAUGUUGGGGGUCGAACCAGUGGCUGGACCUCCACUGAGUCCCUUUCCUCAACAACCAGUGAGAAUGGCCAAACUAACCCACCUUUUCUCCAGAGCCCCAUCACAUCACCUAGUAAACCACUUUCCCCAUUACCAGUCAUCAGUCCCAGUCUGCCUACUUGCUCCAAAGUGCCACCACCACCUCCACCACGUAACCCUAGGGUUGAGAGAACGCUCCUUGAAACUAGCCUUCGACUGCAACAGGAGCAAAAACAGUUUUCCAACGGGUUAGGUUCUAAUUUGUUGAGUUCCAAAGCCAGUGGAUCUAAUAGGGACUUCUCUCUAGCUUCUUCCCAGCUUGCUUCAGAUGCCCACUUGCUACAGAUAUCACCUGUUGUUCAGAACCCCCUUUCUGGGGUCUGGACCAAAGCAAGUCCUCAAACGUCUGGAAGGAGCACUCCAGCCUCCAACUCAGGAACACUGCCUCCUGGGCACCUUCAGACAGUGCGAGAACAGAUGGCCAAUGCCCUUAGGCAGCUAAGGGAGAUGGAAGAGAGAGUGAAAGGACUACCAACUCUAGAAAGAGAAAUUACCAUACUCCGUGCUGAAAAAGAAAGAUUGGCUCAUGAGCUUCAAAAGAAAACAGUAGAACUUGAUGCAACGCUCAAACGGCAAGUCUCCACUGAGGCAGUAGUAGGAGCCUCCCAACCUGGAUCCCUACCAUUGCCGUCACUUUGGAAUAAAAAGCCAGAAUGCAAAUGUGAUGAACAAGACAAAAAGGAAAUAAAGAAACUAGACACUGCUCCUAUAGAAAAAAGAUCCAUAGCAGUAGGUGGUGACAGUCCCCUUGAGACUGUGGUCGUCUUCAAUCGCCAAGCGGUCAAGGAUGCUGCUGUCGAAGCUACUAUUGAUGUUUGUCACGCAGCUAUUGAGACUGAGACUAGUGUCAUGCAUGAUGAGGCAAUUCAGACUGGAGUGGCUACAGAGGAUGUGGCAGUCUGGGUAACAGAAUCAUUUCUAGGGCUUCAAAGUGAGACAGAACGAGAAAUUGAAAACUUGCAACACACUAUCAAAUUUCAACAGGAGUCAAUCCAGGUUCUUGAGACACGAUUAACUCAAGUCAACCAAGAUCUCGAAGCUUUAAGGGCUCAAGAAAUUGAGAGGGCAUCCAAGAUUAUGCUGGACAAAGAGACAAUAGCAAAACCAGAGACAGCCAAUGCCCAAAUGGAAACAUGUCCUGAAGUUUGUUCAGUUGGAGUGCUGUUUCCAGAUGUGACUGAUCCGGAGUACGUUUCAAAAAAUGAUCAAAGCAUUCAAACAGAUCCUGUGGAAACUUCAAAGGAAAAAACGGUGGAGCUAGUAAGCAUUGGUAUCCAGUGGGAAUGUCUAAUUGAUACACAAGACACUGAAGAACAGACAACUUCUGCAGAGGCUGCAGGCCCUCUGAAAUCUAUCAUGAAGAGGAAGGAUGGGGGUGGUGCUGGCGCAGCUUACAUCGGUGGCAAAAAGAGCCUGAAGUUUGUUGGAAUUCUAAACGGAGGUUAUGAGUCGACCUCUAGUGAAGAGGAAGAGGAUGAAGAGAGUUCCUCUGAUGGAAGUGAGGCUGGUGCGUGUUCAGACAGCAGUGUGGAAGAAGGGGCAGCUCUAGAGGACACAUCUGAUGAAGAGAUGAAUAUAAAUGUGGAUGAAACCGACAGUGAUGAAAACAUGCCAGCUGGGUCAGAAGAUUUAAAGGACCAGGAAGAGGAAGUGAAGGAAAAGUUUGAACUAAGUGCCAAAAUGCGUGAGGCUUGUCUAAUUUUGAAGAACCACCUUAAUGACGGAGCCAAAUCAGUGAAGAGUAAAGAAGUGUUGUCCAGCACUCAUAGCGUUCAGAUGGAGUGGUUCAGAGUAUCCAGUGCAAAGAUGGCCCAGCCGCCGCGUGUGUCAAAUUACCUGAUGGCUUUCUCAGAGGUCUCCCCCGUCCUGCUGGAGCACAUAGUCAACAUGACCGAUGGCAACGGCAACACUGCCUUACACUACAGCGUCUCCCAUUCCAACUUCACCGUGGUGGACCUACUGCUUGACACAGGCAUGUGCAAUGUUGAUCAGCAGAAUAAAGCGGGAUAUACAGCUGUGAUGCUGGCAGCGCUCUCAGCAGUGAAGGAGGAGGACAACAUGGCAGUGGUCCAGAAACUCUUCCGUCUGGGCAACGUCAAUGCCAAGGCCAGCCAAGCGGGACAGACGGCUUUGAUGCUGGCCGUGAGUCACGGGAGGCAGGAGAUGGUGCGAGCGCUGCUCGACUGCGCUGCUGAUGUGAACAUACAGGAUGACGAGGGCUCCACUGCUCUGAUGUGUGCGAGUGAACACGGUCGGCCUGAGAUUGUGUCCUUACUGCUGGAGCAGCCGGGGUGUGACAUUUCAGUCGUGGACAAUGAUGGCAGUAAUGCUCUCUCCAUUGCUCUGGAGGCGUCCCACAAUGAUAUUGCUGUUUUACUGUACGCUCACAUGAACUACUCGAAAACGCAGGCGGAUGUAGCAUCCAAAGCAAUCUCCCGAAGUCCGUCCAGUCCUAGAAAAACAUGGCCCUCAGAGUGACACAUUAAGAACAACAUUGAUAUAAAAACAAGACUAACUAACUUUACUGGACGAUUAACAAUGUCUUUGUUACAAGUUUAUAUAUAUAUAUAUAUUUAUAUUGUAUUCACUGAUUAUUCAUUUUUAUGCACAUAUUUAAUGCACACUACUGCAAAAGAACUAUGUAAACAUAUUAAUCUAGGUAAGACCAAUGCUUUUAUGUACUUUUCCUCUUAUACCGGUGUAUCUACUAUAGUACAUUUCUUGUACUACCAUGAUGUCAGAGUUUAAAAUAAGGAAAUAAGGUAUCUGGGAUAACGGCAGCUUAGCUGUAAUGUUAUUGUGAUCACAUGGUUCACAAGCUGAACAUGUGUUUUGGUUAGUGGUCAGAAUGAGAAUGAAAUAUUGCAGCAGAUUAGAGUGAACAAGUCACAUUCGCUUGAGAAGCUCAACCCCUCAAUAAUUAUUAAACACACACAUUGAGGCUUUAUAACACAGGCAACCUGUGACGGCCAUAAUUAUGUGCUGUUUGAAAAAGGGCAGCAACAAACACCUAUGACCAGGGCCGUUUCUAGCCAAUUUGACGCCCUAGGCGAAAUCCCUAUUGCC